AUGGCUGCAGUUAGUUCCCCGUCGCCGGCCGACCUGAGAAGAAAAGAAGAAGAAGAAGAAGUCAAGAGGAGGAUACGAUGCGCGCUGUGGAACAUAGGCACGUCGUGGCCCCUCAAGGCCGGGAUCAAGUUCCCGAUCAGCCGCGUCGGCCGGUACCUCAGGCAGGGCCGCUAUGCGCGUCGCGUCGCGGCGCUGGCCCCCGUCUUCCUCGCCGCCGUCCUCGAGUACCUCGUCGCCGAGGUCCUGGAGAUGGCCGGCAACGCGGCCAAGGACAACAAGAAGAAGCUCAUCACCCCUCGCCACCUGCUUCUGGCCAUCCGGAACGACAACGAGUUCAGCAGGCUGCUCGCCGGCGUCACCAUCGCCCAGGCCGGCGUCGUACCCUACAUCAACCCGGUGCUGCUCCCCAAGAACAACAAGACCGCCCACAAGGCCGGCAAGUUCAAGUCCUCCAAGACUCCAAGUUAA
Triticum turgidum subsp. durum (durum wheat) is the source of this 468-nucleotide messenger RNA. The record is from the annotation of a GenBank genome assembly. NCBI's taxonomy places the organism in Eukaryota, Viridiplantae, Streptophyta, Magnoliopsida, Poales, Poaceae.